Messenger RNA from Mus pahari (shrew mouse), 5952 nucleotides. It is a transcript of the gene Zcchc2, whose product is annotated as zinc finger CCHC-type containing 2. Gene Ontology annotation, molecular function: phosphatidylinositol binding; nucleic acid binding; zinc ion binding. The coding region runs from base 515 to 4057 and encodes 1180 amino acids. The record is from RefSeq and is a predicted model, not a curated record. NCBI's taxonomy places the organism in Eukaryota, Metazoa, Chordata, Mammalia, Rodentia, Muridae. The transcript has 14 exons.
GUGGGCGUGGCUUCCAAGAGAGGGCGGCUCCCGGCAGGGGAGGAGGGGCAAACGAGAAGCGCGCGUCACGCCAGAUCUAAACAUUGAUUGGCUGGGGUGCAGUGCGCGGAGCCCGCCAGCGUCUCCGCCCAGCCCCGCUGCUCCUCCUCCUCCUCGCCAAGCCGCUCUGCUAGCACCGGCUCGAGAGGGAACGGCUCAGGCCGUCACCGCCAGCCCCGUGCGGACGCGGAAAGGCGGAAGGAGGACGCGCUCGUCGACUUGCUCCUCCCGCACUGGACUCCCCAGCGGGCACGGAGCCCAGGGGAGGAGCCGUCGCGGGCACGCCCCGCCUCCGGCCGCGACGAAGCUGCCGGCCGGCCACCGCCCCCCCUCCCCGGUCGGCGAGACCCGCCCCCGGCCCGCCCCGGCGGCAUGGAGGGGCAACGUUCUUGACGGCCGUGCCGCCGCCCGGGCGCUCGGCUCCUCCCGCCGCCCCCGCUCCCUCGCUCGCAUGUCCGCACCGCCUUAGCUGAGGAUGCUGAGGAUGAAGCUGCCACCGAAGUCGACGCACCCCAGCGAGCCGCCGCCCGACGCGGAGGAGCCCGAGGCGGACGCGCGGCCGGGCGCAAAGGCUCCGCUGCGCCGCCGCCGCGACUGCCGCCCGCAGCCGCCGCCGCCGCCCACGGGCCUGCCGCGGGGACUCCUGCCGCCGCCGUCGUCGCCGUCGCCGCCCCGGGGGCUCGAGCCGCCUGUUGCUAGCGAGCCGACGGCGGGCGCGGGCAUGCCGGGCGGCGGCGGGCACGCGGCGGCGCUGCGCGAACAGGAGCGGGUGUAUGAGUGGUUCGGGCUGGUGCUGGGCUCGGCGCAGCGCCUGGAGUUCAUGUGCGGGCUGCUGGACCUGUGCAACCCGCUGGAGCUGCGCUUUCUCGGCUCGUGCCUGGAGGACUUGGCGCGCAAGGACUACCACUACCUGCGCGACUCGGAGGCUAAGGCCAACGGCCUCUCGGACCCAGGGUCGCUGGCCGACUUCCGAGAGCCCGCCGUGCGCUCGCGCCUCAUCGUAUACCUAGCGCUGCUGGGCUCCGAGAACAGAGAGGCCGCCGGCCGCCUGCACCGCCUCCUGCCCCAGGUGGACGCGGUGCUCAGGAGCCUGCGCGCGACUCGAGCCGAGGGCUCGCGGGGCAGCGUGGAGGACGAGCCGAGUGGCGAUGGCGAGCAGGACGCGGAGAAGGACGGCCCCGGCCCGGAAGGCAGCGGCUGCGCCAAGCUCGGGACUGGAGGCGGGCUCGGCUUCAGGGCCCAGGAGGAACUGCUGCUGCUCUUCACCAUGGCUUCGCUGCACCCGGCUUUCUCCUUCCACCAGCGGGUCACCCUGAGGGAACACCUGGAGAGGCUCCGCAGCGCACUCCGGGUGGAGCCGGAGGACGCGGAGGUGGAGCCCAGCAACUUUGCGGGCUCCAGGCCCCAGAAUGACUCUGCUUGUGGUGACUACAUACAGAGUAGUGAGAUUGGUGUAGUAGAACAAGCCCAAAUACCUCAAGACGGACUCACUGUGGCCCCUCACCGUGCUCAGCGAGAAGCUGUCCACAUUGAGAAGAUCAUGCUGAAAGGAGUCCAGAGAAAAAGGGCUGACAAGUACUGGGAGUACACUUUCAAAGUAAAUUGGUCUGACCUUUCAGUCACAACAGUAACAAAAACCCACCAAGAGCUACAGGAAUUUCUACUGAAGCUUCCAAAGGAAUUCUCUUCUGAGAGUUUUGACAAGACCAUCUUAAAAGCCCUGAAUCAGGGUUCUCUAAGGAGGGAAGAGCGGCGCCACCCUGACCUGGAGCCCAUCCUAAGGCAGCUGUUUUCAACCUCACCCCAGGCUUUCCUUCAGAGCCACAAAGUCCGCAGCUUUUUUCGGUCGAUAUCAUCGGAGUCUCAACACAGUUUGAAUAACUUACAGUCCUCUCUGAAGACUUCUAAGAUAUUAGAACACUUAAAAGAAGACAGCUCAGAAGCUUCAAGUCAAGAAGAAGAUGUGUUACAGCACACCAUCAUCCACAAGAAACAUGCUGGGAAAAGUCCUGCUGUGAAUGUUGCUACCAGCUGUUCUCCAUUGGAUGGCCUUACCAUGCAGUGUGCAGAACAAAAUGGAAUUGUGGAUUGGAGGAACCAAGGCUGUGCAGCCAUCCAACACUCAGAACACUGUGUGUCCUCAGCUGACCAACACUCUGCUGAAAAACGGAGCUUAUCUUCAGUAAAUAAGAAGAAAGGGAAGCCACAAGUAGAAAAGGAAAAAGCAAAGAAAACUGAGAACAGAUUGAACAGCAGAAUAAAUGGAAUUAGACUCUCUGCUCCACAGCAUGCUCAUGGCAGUACUGUGAAAGAGUUGUUAUUUCUAGAUAUGAAUUUGGACAUUGGAUCUGGACAUGACACAUGUGGAGAAACAUCUUCAGAGAGUUACAGCUCUCCGUCUAGUCCACGGCAUGAUGGAAGAGAGAGUUUGGAAAGUGAAGAAGAGAAGGACAGAGAUACAGACAGCAAUUCUGAAGAUUCUGGGAAUCCUUCGUCAGUGAGGUUCGCAGGCUAUGGCUCUGUCGCCCAGACCGCUCCUGUCAAGCCACCUGUUGAGACUGUCUCGCUGGGAACCGAGAACGGGAAUCUUUUGGAAGCUGCAUUGACGUCACACAAGUACCCACAUAUUCCCUUCAUGCCAACUCUACACUGUGUUGCGCACAACGGUGUCACGCACAACGGUGCCCACAAGUCGGAAGUUGUCAUUCCAUCACCCAAAUCUGCAGAUGGCAAAACCAUAGGGAUGCUUGUCCCUAAUGCGGUGGCUAUUUCUGCAGUGAUGGAAUCCUCAAAUUCAGCCCCUCUUGGAAUCCUAGGCCCAGCGUCUUCAGGAGAAUCAGAGAAACACCUUGAGUUGUUACCUUCCCCUUUACCUAUCCCAUCAACCUUCCUCCCACACAGCAGUGCGCCUGCUUUGCAGCUGACAUUACAGAGUCUAAAGUUCCAGCCACCACAGGGAUCUUCUGACAGUUGUACAGUUAGCAUCCCACCACAGCCAACCGGAAGUCUGAGCAUUGGAUCACCAAACACUGCCUUUAUUCCUGUCCAUAACGCAGGUAGUUUCCCAGGAUCUCCUGUGGCUACCACGGAUCCCAUCACAAAAUCCGCAUCCCAAGUGGUAGGACUAAAUCAAAUGGUGCCUCAGAUUGAGGGAAACACAGGGACAGUCCCUCAGCCGACCAAUGUGAAGGUAGUUCUUCCGGCAGCUGGCCUCUCAGCUGCACAGCCACCAGCUUCCUACCCCUUUCCAGGCUCACCCCUUGCUGCCAGUGUGCUCCCCACCCAGAAUUCCAGUGUGCUCAACACAGCUACUUCUGCCCAGCCAGCAAGUACAGGCAUCAGUCCAGCCCAGUCCACGGUUCCCCCUGCUGUUCCUACACACACCCCAGGCCCUGCCCCGAGCCCCAGCCCUGCCUUGACACACAGUACUGCACAGAGCGACAGCACGUCUUACAUCAGUGCUGUGGGGAACACAAAUGCAAACGGGACCAUAGUGCCACCACAGCAGAUGGGUGCCUGUGGUUCUUGUGGGCGAAGGUGCAGCUGCGGGACCAGUGGGAACCUCCAGCUAAAUAGUUACUAUUAUCCCAACCCAAUGCCUGGACCAGUGUACCGACUCCCAUCGUUCUUCACUCUGCCGUCCAUUUGCAAUGGCAGCUACCUCAACCAAGCACAUCAGAGCAAUGGAAACCAACUUCCUUUUUUUCUGCCUCAGACUCCAUAUGCAAAUGGACUGGUGCAUGACCCCAUGGGGAGCCAAGCCAGCUAUGGCAUGCAGCAGAUGGCAGGAUUUGGGAGAUUGUAUCCUGUAUAUCCAGCACCUAAUGUAGUUGCCAACACCAGUGGUUCUGGGCCCAAGAAGAAUGGGAAUGUCUCAUGUUACAAUUGUGGUGUAAGCGGACACUAUGCACAAGACUGUAAGCAGUCAUCCAUGGAGGCCAAUCAGCAAGGCACUUACAGACUGAGAUACGCACCUCCCCUCCCCCCUUCUAAUGAUACGUUGGAUUCUGCAGACUGACCGAGUAAAGCUUGCCUACUUAAUGCACUCAAGUGUGGGGAGUCAUGGGGUGUGGAGGGGAGGAAAGGAAAGGUAUUUUGUUUCUUUGUCUGUACAUUUCCUCACUUUCUAUGCAGUUGGGGUUUCAUUUCUCUUUUACCUGUGUCCAGAAUAUGAAAGAAUGCAGUGCUCCUGAGCCUCUGGUCUCUUGGUCCAGCAGCCGGCUUACAUGUAUGACACUUGUAACUUCAAUUUCAGACAAACUCUUGAACGUAAAACAUUGAUGUGUCCUUUUUUUACACUGACUACUUGCUGUGUGCAAUGUUUACUGAAUCUUUAAACUGUGUAUCUGACCUUAUUUGUUUCCACAACACUGGUUAACAGUCUAUGGUUUUCUUCUUCCUGGCUUUCCUCACUUUGACCCUGAACCCGACUUCUCUUCCAGCCACCCUCUCUCCCUGGCCUGCGGCAAGGGUGCUCAGCAGUGUCCUUGUCACACUUCAGUAACCUGUCUGAACCAAGGCAACAUGUUUCACCGUAAAUUUUAGACGUCAGAUUCCCAAGAAGUAUGUAUAUAUGUCAUAAGAGCAUCACGUAAAUUCAUAUAUGCAGCACCUGUCCAAAUAACAUGAGAACAAGUGGGAGAGAGGAAGUCAGACUCGGGAAGCCACAAAUGGGGAGUGGACAAACAGGCUGUCCUUGAGCGAAAACAAGGGUUCCUUCCAUCACACUUCUGAGAGACUCAAAGGGGACACACCCAGUGUGAAUGUUGUUCUCUGUGCGCAUGUAUCUGUGAUGACAGUCAACAUCCAGGGCUUCCUGUCAUCUGCCACCUUGACCUACCCAGAUACUGCUGAGUGAAGAUGCCCUCUUCCUUACCCCGGCUGUUGCAGUGUCACACUGUGUUACAAUGUAUAUGGUUUGCUGCAUCGGAACAGAAGCUAGUGGGUUUCCUCAAAAGUCAAGUACCUGCUUCCUAAGCCAAGUCACUUUUAUAACCCUUUACCACUAUGCUUGAUAUAAUGUGAAAGACUGCGUGGAGUGUGUUGAGAUGGUGUUUGUUAAUCAUGUCAGUGUCGUGUCACUAAGUUUAAUGCUGCUGGCUUUUUAAAGUUCUGUUUUGUUUUGUUUUAAGCCGUUCUAUAUACUAAAUCGCUUCCAAGUAAUUUUUUGAUUUCCUGAAGUGCACUGAGGUUAAUCUGGGAGGUUGGAUGUAUCUUCGGUGACUGCUGCAUUCAACAGCAAGGAACAAGUACCACCAUCCAUUGUAACCUCAUGGGGUAGCAGGGCUUUCCAGUCCUUGGUACAGAGAAGAAGUGAUUGACUUUUUGUUGUGGGGGAUAGAGUUGGUGUGCAGCAGAGGCACUGGGAUGUUGGGUCUGGGUUCUGAAACCUGACAUUGUGAGACAAAGAAAAAACUUGAAGCAAAAAGAAGCUAGUUCAACACUUCAACAGUAGUGUUUGUAUUUGUAGCGCCAAUGUACAUUCUGAAACUUUCAGGGGUAGGAGCUACUGGGAGAGAUGGGGGAGUGAGAUGGGGUAGACAAAAGCUUUAAUUUAGAAAGAAAAAGUUCAAGUAAAGGAAAUUAUUUUGAUUAAAUAUAUUGUAUUUGAUCUGGGUAUUUUUGGACCACAUUAUUAAAUUGUUUGAGCUGCAGUUGAGUUGCUGAGGGAGAGCAUUGCUAAGCCUUGCACAGGGGUGUGUGACUCAUUGCCAGGUGUACUUUAUGGAGCGUAUUUUAUGAUUUCAAAUACUGUACUGUACAUAGGAGGUAUGUUACCUUCUCCUUAUUUGUAUGUUUACCAUAUACUUUGAUAUUUGAAAUGUUAUGUACUGGAAAGGCCACUUAUAUUUCUAGAACAGAUUGGAUUUUAUGCAAUCUUUUUCCUUGAAUUAACAGCAAUAAAAAAAUGAA